CCUCUCUCCUCUCCUCUCUUUGAUGAUCAAAGGAUGGGUCUUUGCCUCUUCUUCCUCCAUCUAACUAUUUUGCUGUCUGUCAACGAGUUUGCUCCUCUCUGCUCCCCACUACUACUAGCGGAUGACAUCAUCGCCGUCAACUGCGGCUCCUCUGGCAACUCAACUGCUCUAGAUGGCCGCCAAUGGGCUGGCGACGUUGCUUCCAGAUACAUCAUUUUGCAAGGAUCCAGAGGCAGACGCAAUUUGGUAAGCUCCUCUCCCGUUGGAAAGCACCUAAUUCCUCCUCCUCAUCCUGUCCCCUACAUGACCGCCCAGAUUUCUCGGUCCACGUUCACCUACACUUUCCAUGUCACUCCGGGCCAAAAAUUCAUCCGCCUACAUUUCUACCCAACUGAAUACCCUGGCUUCGAGAGGUCCAAGGCCUUUAUUACUGUAAAAGCCGGUCCCUAUACCCUCCUCAGCAACUUCAGUGCUGCCCUUACCGCUGAUGUUUUGGCCUUACCAUCAUUUGCUAAAGAAUUUUGCGUACAUGUGGAAGAUAGUCAACCAUUAAUCCUAACAUUUUCUCCCUCUUCAGAGGAAGCCUAUGCUUUUGUCAAUGGGAUUGAGAUUGUCUCGAUCCCAACUGGAUUAUAUCAUUCCCGUGAGGGUGAUGAUCCAGGUGUACACGCUGUUGGCAAGAAAUUUAGAUACCCGAUCUUCUUGGAUACAAGCUUUGCACUUGAGACAGUGCAUCGCUUAAAUGUUGGCGGAAGCACCAUUUCACCCAUAGAUGAUACUGGCAUGUUCCGAGAGUGGUUUGAGGACUCCAAUUAUUUUUUAGAAUCAAGCGCCCUGCCAGUUACUACCACAAUUGGGAUCAACUACGCAGUUAUACCCACAUACUCUGCGCCUACGAGAGUUUACCAAACAUCCCGGUCAAUGACUCGGGACAUGCAAGCGAAGGAGCGUAUCAGUUUUACGUGGAAGCUACCUGUAGAUCAAGGUUUCAGGUACCUGCUUAGGUUCCAUUUCUGUGAGCUUGAGUACGAGAUUAAAGAAGUUGGCCAAAUGGAGUUCAGCAUAUUCAUUGAUAAUCAGAUUGCUGAGGCUAAUGCUGACCUUAUCAAAUGGGCUGGUGGAAAUGGCAUUGCAGUGUACAGAGACUACAUGGUGAUGAUGGAAGGAGAUCGGACAGUGGGCAAGCGGGAUAUGACAAUAACUCUAAGCCCUCACAAGAGCCACGACAACAUGGGGAACAUGGAACACAGUGCUGAUGCAAUUCUAAAGGGGCUGGAGGUGUUCAAGUUGAGCAACCCUGACAACAACCUUGCCGGGGUGAACAUGGUUCCCAUUGCACAUGCUUCGACAUCUCAUAAUUCAAAGCCUCAGAAGUUAGUGCUUGGUUAUGGCAUUUAUACCAUUGCAAAUAGUCUAAUAAUUUUACUCAUCACAUUGAAUGUUGUUGUUUAUCCAUUGGCCUAUUUGGGUCAAAAAUCUGGACAACAAGACACCCUAUCAUCAUUACCUUCGGAAGGGCCAUAUCACCGCUUCUCACUUGCUGAGCUCCAAUCAGCAACCAGAAACUUUGAUGACGGAUUGGUCAUUGGAAGUGGUGGAUUUGGUAACGUUUAUAAAGGACUCAUUAAUGGAGGGACAACUACAGUUGCCAUUAAGCGGAUGAAACCAAAGUCUAAGCAAGGCCCAAAUGAGUUUUGGAUGGAGAUUGAUACGAUUUCUAAAUUUCGACACAAGCAUCUUGUUACCCUUCUGGGCUACUGUGAUGAAUGCGAUCAGAAGAUCCUGGUGUAUGAGUAUAUGGAUCAGGGUGCACUUGCUAAACAUCUAUACAGCAAGAAUACUGAAGAAAAUGGUAACGUUUGUCAUAUUUCGUGGGAAAAAAGGCUCAAGAUUUGCAUUGGUGCUGCCCGUGGGUUGGAUUACCUCCACACUGGUAUUCAGGGCGGUGUCAAACAUAGAGACGUGAAGACCACUAACAUUUUAUUGAACAAGGACAUGGUGGCUAAGGUUUCAGAUUUUGGAUUAUGUAAAAUGGUUAGCACAAGCCACUCUGUUUCCCAUGUUAGCACUGUUGUUAAAGGCACAUUUGGUUAUUUUGAUCCACAUUAUUUCUCAACCCACAAACUAACCAAGAAAUCAGAUGUGUACGCCUUUGGCGUGGUGCUCUUAGAAGUGCUUUGUGGGAGGCCAGCAGUGGAUUUAAGUCUCGAGGAGGAGCAACACAGUCUAUCCCUUUGGGCUCAAGGCCGCAUCAAAGAUGGAAAACUUGAUGAAAUUAUUGACCCCAUUUUGAGGGAUGAACUACCAGUACCAUCAAAAAGCCUUGAGGUGUUUGCAGAAGUUGCUAGGAAAUGUCUGCACACUCGUCCAAAUAGACGCCCUACAAUGGCUGAUGUGGCGGUGAGUCUUGAGCAUGCAUUAUCUGAAAUCUGCUCCCCUUCCACUCCAGUGCAAUAUAAUGAGAAUAUACCCCUAAGCAAGAAUAGGGCAGAGGGAAAGUCCACCAAGGUGUUCCAGAUGAUCAAUUUUGCAAGUUCAGCCAGAAUGAGGAUACCCUGGAUACUCAACUUGGCUCAUCGUUUAGAUAAAAUUUCCACUCCAGGGAAUGAACAGAUCAACACAUCCGCAACUGCUGGCACUCAGCCAUAUCGCAAUGGGCAGGGCUUACCCACCCCCAAUUUAAGGAUAUUCAGUUUUCCAGAAUUGGAAAAGGCUACCAAAAAUUUCAGUUGGGAUAUGUUCUUGGGACACGGGUUUUUUGGAACAGUCUACAAAGGUUGGCUUACAGAGGGAGUGCCGUUAAAGAACAGUAGUAAAUCAGCCGUUGCCAUCAGGAAGUUGUCGUGUCAGUACAUUCAAGAUUGUCUCCAGUUAUAUUCCCCAAAAGCCUUCUGCUUGCUGCUUAUUAUUCAAUCUCUACAGCGUGAGAUUGAUAUCCUAGGAAAGAUUUCUCAUCCUAACAUAGUUAAGCUAUUGGGAUAUUGUCGGGAGGAUAAAGAGCAACUACUUGUCUAUGAGUUCAUGGAGAAUUGCAGUUUGGACAAACAUCUUUUUGGAAGGGGCCUUUCUUCUCAGCUACUUCCAUGGGAGAAAAGGCUUAAGAUCUUAAUAGGAGCAGCAAAAGGCCUGGCAUUUUUGCACUCAUCACAAAAGCGAAUAAUACAUAGAAAUUUCAAGAGCUCAGCUAUAUUGCUUGACAGUUCCUACAAUGCCAAGAUCUCGGCCUUUUGUUUAUCAAGAGUUGGUCCCUCAACUACUGAAACACACGUGUCAACAAGAAUUGUGGAGUACAAUAUCCAUCAUCUUGCCCCAGAGUAUGUUGCCAGAGGGCAUCUGUCUGUGGCCACCGACGUGUAUGCUGUUGGUGUUGUAAUACUUGAGAUGCUAACAGGCUUACCAGUAGAACUCCGUCGUCUCGAAGAAAAACAGAAUCUGAAUGACUGGGUCAGACCAUAUUUAUUCGGCAGAAGAGAGUUGGAUAGCAUUAUGGACUCUCGAUUGGAAGGGAAGUAUCCUGCCGAAGAUGUAUUGCAAAUCCUUCAGCUCAUUCUAAAAUGUCUUGAAUCUCAGCCUGAAAAAAGGCCAUCUAUAAAACAAGUAGUGGAGACACUGGAGAGCCUUGAAAAAGUCUGAAAGAACUAACAUGAGGUGGUAUAUAUAUAUCCACUACUACUUACAGCCUAGCUAGCUAAGCGUGCAAUUCUUUCAUAUCGACUAUUUAUGUUUGAAGGAAGAGAGCUGGAUGGUAACUGUUCAUGUAAGCAGGGUAAGCAGCUGCCUGAUAUUAGAUUGCACCUUAUGAUUACUUCAUUGCUUAAACUGAUGACGAAGGGCAGGGCAUUCAUAAAUUGUAUUUGCUGAUAGACUUCCCAUGAAUUCUCUGCCCUCAUGUCAGGCAUCAGUUACACACUUUCCUUUAUCCUUAACAUCAGCAAAUAAAUAUAUUUUUGUUCUUCUGACUGCACCUU
Molecule: messenger RNA, 3968 nt
Organism: Diospyros lotus (date-plum)
Lineage: Eukaryota; Viridiplantae; Streptophyta; Magnoliopsida; Ericales; Ebenaceae
Product: receptor-like protein kinase FERONIA
Exons: 6
Coding region: 34-3633 (1199 amino acids)
Biological process (GO): protein phosphorylation
Molecular function (GO): ATP binding; protein kinase activity
Source: RefSeq, a predicted model, not a curated record